UAGGAAACCUUCGUUCGAGAGAGUAUCAAUCAAAAUGAACUUCUUCCAACUGAUUUUCGCUAUGGGAAUGCUAGUUUGCAGUGCCUUUGCGCUGAAUAUUCCUGGUUUUGGAUUACAGGGAGCAGCGACCAAUACCUCGUCUACUUUGCCGAGUUCUGGAUCCGGACAGUUUCCUCCCAUGAACGGCCAAUUUCCACCGCUUCCGGGUCAAGGCCAGGGUCCCCAGGGUGGUGGCCAACAAGGAUUUCCUCCGGGUGGAUCACAGGGUGGUCCCCCAGCCAGUGGCUAGAAAAGCUUAAGCUUUGAAAAAUGUGUAAAGUCUUUCUGGAUAAAUAAACCUGGAACAUCA
This is a messenger RNA of Uranotaenia lowii, 349 nucleotides long. RefSeq names its product acidic proline-rich protein PRP33-like. The record is from RefSeq and is a predicted model, not a curated record. The transcript is spliced from 2 exons. Bases 35 to 289 code for a protein of 84 amino acids. Lineage: Eukaryota; Metazoa; Arthropoda; Insecta; Diptera; Culicidae.